AUGAGUACUGUUCCAAAGCUGAUCGAGGAGCUCCGUGAGGGCCCGCCUAAAGGAUCACCCUUUAGCGUGGCCAUGAGGGGUUCUCAGGUUCCUGGUAGAUCCUCGAUCUACAGAAACUGGAAGUUCCAAGAUGCCCUACUCACCACCCUGGAUCCAAAGAUUACAACCAUACACGACAUGUUCCAAGAAAGCGGUCAGUGA
Messenger RNA from Aureobasidium musti, 201 nucleotides. Lineage: Eukaryota; Fungi; Ascomycota; Dothideomycetes; Dothideales; Saccotheciaceae. The record is from the annotation of a GenBank genome assembly.